Molecule: messenger RNA, 3597 nt
Organism: Metopolophium dirhodum (rose-grain aphid)
Lineage: Eukaryota; Metazoa; Arthropoda; Insecta; Hemiptera; Aphididae
Product: neuropeptide CCHamide-1 receptor-like
Exons: 5
Coding region: 220-1455 (411 amino acids)
Biological process (GO): G protein-coupled receptor signaling pathway
Cellular component (GO): membrane
Molecular function (GO): G protein-coupled peptide receptor activity
Source: RefSeq, a predicted model, not a curated record
GUAAUAUACCUAUUACGAUGAUAUCGUAACCUUCAAUCAAAUCGUUUUUCAUAUGUUAUAAUGUAGGUAUAAUUGAAUUCAAAUUUAACAUAAAAUACUAAUUUCUACAAUUUUUAGUGAGUUUUAACAUUGAGUCGUUCAAUCGGGAUUAUCAAUUGUUCACAUAUUACAAUUUAAGUAAACUCGUGUGUAACCAUCCACUAGGUUCGCAGCCCACGAAUGAAACGCGCCGCCGACAUGGCAAACAACAUAAGCACCAACAACAACACUCUGCCAAUAAACGAUUAUUACGAUUACGCCGACAGACCAGAGACAUACAUCGUUCCCGCAUUGUUCGCCAUCAUAUUCGUCAUCGGCAUGAUCGGUAACGUCACGUUGGUGUUGAUAUUUGUUCGGAACAAGCAGAUGAGGAACGUGCCCAAUAUUUACAUAAUCAACCUAGCACUAGGUGAUUUGUUAGUGAUCAUCAGCUGCGUGCCGUUUACGUCCACCGUAUAUACGUUCCCUUCGUGGCCUUACGGGCUGGCCGUGUGUAAAGUGUCGGAGACGGCCAAGGACGUUUCGAUCGGCGUUUCCGUGUUCACGUUGACCGCGCUUAGCGCCGACCGUUAUUUUGCCAUCGUGAAUCCGAUGCGCAAGCUGCACGCGUCCACCGGAGGACGGUUCGCCACCCGGUUCACGCUGUCCGUGGCCGCGGCCAUCUGGGCGGCGGCCGUGGUGUGCGCUGUGCCCGCCGCCCGGUUCUCGUACGUCCGCCAGUUCCGCGUGCACAACGUUACGCUGUUCGAGGCCUGUUACCCGUUCUCCGAGCACCUCGGGCCCACCUAUCCCAAGGUCAUGGUGAUCGUGAAGUUCCUCGUCUACUACGCCGUCCCGCUCGCUGUCAUCGCGUGCUUCUACGUGCUCAUCGCUCGGUACCUGGUGCACACCACCAACAACAUGCCUGGCGAACUUCAGGGACAAAUACGUCAAGUUCGAGCUCGAAAAAAAGUUGCUAAAGCUGUGCUCGCCUUUGUGUUGAUGUUUGCCAUUUGCUUUCUACCUCAUCACAUUUUCAUGCUGUGGUUUUACAACUACCCCAAGUCAACGGAAGAGUACAACACUUUCUGGCAUGUAUUACGAAUUGCUGGAUUUUGUCUAAGUUUCAUAAACUCUUGUAUCAACCCUAUUGCCCUGUAUUUGGUGAGCGGUACUUUUCGCAAACAUUUCGACAAGCAGUUGUUCUGGUGGUGCAUAGAACCCUCGACGGCCACCACGGAAUCCAACUUGUUCGUGAUAAAAAAAAACGGAAUCGUGAGUCGAGACAUAAAAACUACAGAGUCCAUAUCGAUGCACACAGUUACAAACAAAAAUCGAAGUAAUAAGACUUUUACUAUGAUCACGAAUAUUGAAGGUCAAAAUAUCAAGGGCACCCAACAAGGGGUGAAAAAAGGGUGGAUGCCACCCUCUAUAUAAUGUGUUUAUAAACAUAUUUCCAUGAUUAUUUUAAUAUAUAUGAAUAAUAUAUACCUUAUAAAGGUAUAGAAUUAAAUAAAAUAUAAUGUGUUAUCAAUUUAUCAUAAUUCCGAUAAUAUUAGUUUUACAAUUAUUGGUUUAAUUGAAUUAUUUUUUUAUGAUCAUAAUGAUUUUUUUUUUUGUUUGUAUACCUUUAUAAUACAUAUUAUAUUAGAGUCUGGCCACACUGCGGUAUUUUCGCCGUCGAGACCAAACGGUUUUACCGCCGUGGUUAUCCUAGGAUAAUAAUAUAAUAUAAUAGGUGUAAUGAAAAAUUAUAACAUAUUAUUAUGGACAAAGGCCGUUUCGACCUAUAUCACCGGUUCGUUUACCAAUUAUUACAAAUUGACACAUUAUUAUGCGCAUUUGGGUGUAAUGUAAUGCACAAGUGUGUCAGAUGUUUCUUUAUUAAUUGGUUCGUGACACAGCCAAUUCGUACGUUUUCGGUAUUAUCUGUCGAACAUCAAAGGGGGUUUCGUUUGGGGUAUGGUUAUGCCGUAUAAUUAGUGUAUCCGUCACAAAGACACGUACCUAUAGUAACCCUACAAAGCACUGCGCCAAACAGAUGAUUCCUCAAUAAUUACUAAAUAAUUAUUUGUAGAUUGGAUUUAUUGUAUUAUACUAUGGAAUAUUUGUGUGUACCUAUAACUGAUAAGUAUAAUGUACAUACUAGAUAUUGUAUGUACCUAAAACAGUAAGACCUAACUUUCUAUAUUAUGUCCUACAUACCUCUAAUAUUUGAUAUAGGUAUUCUUAAUUAUUAUAAGUUAAUUAGAAAAUAAGAAAUAUUAUUCAGGAUCAUAAAUCCAAAAUAAUACAUAAGAAAUAUUAUUGUAAUUUUAUAAGGUAUAUAUUAUUUAGAUAUCUAGAUACCUAAUUAAAAGUUUAAAAAAUAUGACUAAAAUUGUUUAUACAUGUGUAUUUAUUUUAUAAUCUAUAGAAUAUUUUAGUUUAAAUUGAUAAUUUAUAAGCACCCUCGAAAUGUUAUCAGGUUCUCGACUAUAGAAUAUAUAAUUAUGAUAAUAAUUUAACAAUUUUGAAUAAGUGGAAUAUAAUGGAAAUCUUCAAACAAUACUACGUUUAGUAUCCUAUUAUAAUUUAUAUUAAUACGUAGACAUAUGUUAUGUAGGACGUAGGUAUAUAAGUAUAUUAGAAACUUCAAACUCAAAUAAUGUACAGUUCUGAAUUUUAAAAUUAAAAACAAUUAAAUUUAAGUUCACAAUUUCAUAAACUAUAUAAUAUGAUACCUAUUACAAUUAAUAAGGUAAUUUAUUAUGAUUUUGAUUAAUGAUGCUUUUAUUCAAUUCUUAUUAACGAUAUCCAAUUACUCAUUGUGUAUGCAUGAAAAUUUAAUCUUUUAAUUUACCACAACAUUUUAUAGAAAUGUGAACAUUUAUAAAUAUUUAACAAAGGAACACAAAAAAUCAAAAUUAUUCGAUUCUGUUUUUAAAAUCACGAUAUCAUAAUUCGUAACGUAGGUAGUAUCGUAUACCAACGACUGAGAUAUAGAUAUAUCAUACAUGCAGACAAUAAACAUUCAGUAAUUUUGAUAUAAUUGUCGUGAUCGUGUGACCUGUAAGAAGUUUAUUCUAUUGUAUAAUAAAAGUGUAUGGUAUUCCAUAUUCACAUGAAUAUAAAUAAGAUAAUAUAGGUACCUAUUAGGUAUAUAUUAUAAUAAAAAUCCUAAUAAUUUCAGCAUUUUGAAAAACUUUUGUAAUAAUUACUAUACCAGAUUAUAUUAAAACAACCUAUGAACUCAAAAAGCCCAAAACCAUCACAGUUUCAUAAAUUAUUUUAAGCAUUUUCUAUGUUAAGAUUGUGUUAGGUUAUAAUUCACAUAAUAGCUCAUAUUCAGGCGAUCCUGUUGUGGGCUCAUUUUUCGAGCUGAACUAGCUAUGUCGUAUAUAUUUUAUAAUUAAUGUUAUACAAUUUACUUAUUCUACACAGUAUACUAUUAUUAUAGAAUGAAUAUGAAUAUAGAUUUUAAGGACAGUAUUAUUUUUAACGAAUAAAAUAGGAAUUUCUGUAUUCUAUUAUUUAAUAUUGUGUAAUACGUACAUUUUCUUAUACGACCACAUAAAAUAUUUGUAAUACAACUUGAAU